UUGACAAGCCUAGAAACCCGUGGUAUAUAAACGCGCUAAGCAUUUCCUGGUCUUAUCUCUCUGCAAUUAGCAGCUACAAACGGGAGGGGGAGAAAGAAGAAAUGGUGUCGCUGAAGCUCCAAAAGCGGCUUGCCGCCAGCGUUCUGAAAUGCGGUAAAGGCAAAGUCUGGCUCGAUCCCAAUGAAGCUAACGAAAUCUCUAUGGCCAACUCCCGCCAGAACAUAAGGAAGCUGGUUAAGGAUGGUUUCAUCAUCAGGAAGCCAACUAAGAUUCACUCUCGAUCUCGUGCUCGCCGCAUGAAGGAAGCCAAGAGAAAAGGACGUCACUCUGGAUAUGGUAAGCGCAAAGGUACAAGAGAGGCUAGGCUGCCAACAAAAAUUCUCUGGAUGAGAAGGAUGCGUGUUCUAAGGCGUCUUCUCCGCAAGUACAGGGAAUCCAAGAAGAUUGACAAGCACAUGUACCAUGACAUGUACAUGAAGGUGAAGGGUAAUGUCUUUAAGAACAAGCGUGUUCUUAUGGAAAGUAUUCACAAGUCAAAGGCUGAGAAAGCAAGAGAAAAGACUCUAUCUGACCAAUUUGAGGCUAAGAGGGCAAAGAACAAGGCUAGUAGGGAAAGAAAAUUUGCUAGGAGGGAGGAAAGAUUGGCCCAGGGACCCGGGGCAGAGAAGCCUAUAGCCGCUCCACCUGCUUCUCAAUCAACUGAGGGAUCUAAGAAAUCCAAGAAGUGAGAUCAAAUUUAGAGAGUUCUAGAAGAUCCUGUUAUUGUGGCAGAGUAGUUUUGUUGUUCCUGUGUGGUUUAUUUUGUUUAUUUGGACUAUGUUACCUUAAGAUGGAACGAAGUUUAAAGCAUUGACACUAUAUAGCUUCAGUUUUCUUUUUCUUUACUGCUCUCAUUGCUUGUAUUUUGAUUCUUUAACUCUUAAUCAGAUUUUAGUUUAUUUCGUUUGUUAA
Molecule: messenger RNA, 951 nt
Organism: Ricinus communis (castor bean)
Lineage: Eukaryota; Viridiplantae; Streptophyta; Magnoliopsida; Malpighiales; Euphorbiaceae
Product: 60S ribosomal protein L19-3
Exons: 5
Coding region: 102-728 (208 amino acids)
Biological process (GO): translation
Cellular component (GO): ribosome; cytosolic large ribosomal subunit
Molecular function (GO): structural constituent of ribosome; RNA binding
Source: RefSeq, a predicted model, not a curated record